Messenger RNA from Rhododendron vialii, 655 nucleotides. RefSeq lists its product as uncharacterized. The coding region runs from base 1 to 579 and encodes 192 amino acids. The record is from RefSeq and is a predicted model, not a curated record. Lineage: Eukaryota; Viridiplantae; Streptophyta; Magnoliopsida; Ericales; Ericaceae. The transcript is spliced from 2 exons.
AUGUCGUGUAGUAGAGGAAGAAUGGACCAGUUUCAUAGUCUUCUGUCGGACUGUGAAUUUAUGGAUUUGGAAUUCAAAGGUCCCAGUUAUACGUGGUCUAAUAAUCAGGAGGGGGAGAACAACAUUCGUAUCCGAUUAGAUCAUGCUCUGGCAACAGUGGAAUGGCGUAAUUUGUUCCCUCUUGCUCAGGUCUUGCAUGAACUAAAAGUGGGUUCUGAUCAUUGCCCUCUCUUAGUGAAGUGCAGAGUCCCUCUUAAGAAGGAUCCUUUUACUUUCAAGUUUGAAUCCAAAUGGUCCACUCACGUUGAUUGCGCUCAAGUUAUUGGUAGGGCUUGGAGUGAGCCUCACAGGGGUUCUGAUCUUUUCGGACUUGCUCAGAAACUGAAAAAGUGUAAACAAGCAUUACUAGAUUGGAGUAAGAAAGUAUUUGGGAAAGAUAGAAUGAGGCUAAAGCUGUUGCAAGAGAGACUCAAGUUUGUCCAAGCAGAGGCCUUUUCUCAGGAGAAUUUGCAAAGAGAAAGGGAAUUGGUGAAGGAAAUGGAGGUUCUGUAUCUUAGGGAGGAGAUGGCCCUUCAUUAAAGAUCUAGAAUUAAUUGGUUGAAUUAUGGAGACAAGAACUCAGCCUUCUUCCAUGCCUGCAUGAAUCAAAGAAGAC